CAGUUUCGAGAGGGGAUAAAAAGUUAUAAGAUGAAAUAUUUGAUUUCCUAUUUGACAGGGAUUUUACUGGUAUCAGUACUGUCUUUAGCUGCACACGCUUCCAAUUCUAACGAUUCCUUGGUGCUUCUUACUAAAACGCUAGAUGCUAUAGAGUUUGCACUCAAUUAUUUUCACCAGGAGCAUCCUAAUCUCAAUCUAGAUGCUGUUAUUGGAACAAGAAUGGUUGAAGGACAAUUUAAAGUUCUGCUCAAAAAACUAAAUUCCCGACCCGAAAAUGAUGCGAACAAAAUUUGGAACCCAACGAUUGCAAGAAUAGAGAGGUUGCAGAAGGUUGCUGGGCUCGUUAGUGAAGAAGCGCUGCCCUAUAUAGCGGCCUUUACUCCACAAUAUUAUAACGAGAUAGGUCCAGUUAUACAAGGAGGAUUCUGGGAAAUGGACUAUCCAAGUCGGGAUUUUGAUCCCGAUGUUAAAGUUUGGCAAUAUCGAGAAGGAGAAUCCCUAAGGGAACAAAAAUCAGAUGAUUGUUUAGCAGAGUUCUUUGGAACAGGAAAGAAAUCAAAAGAGCACUGCAGAAUAUCUGACGAAUGCUGGGAUUUUAUGACGUCACCAGGAUACAAUUCUUACUCACUGUCUCAUCAGGUCCUUUACCUGGAAAUAGGAAGACAGUUUGGGUGCUACGCACAAAUGUUGCUGAAAAAUUUACUCAAACACCAAAAACCAAUUAACGAAUUACAGGAAGAAUUCUGUAAAAACAUGUUGAAUGAAGCAGUUAUCAUUGCGAAAAACGGGUUUCCACAACGAAAACAAGAUCUUUUUAUGGAGCAAGCCGCCUUAUGUGGUAUCCUUGGAUACAGAGAAUUCUUCACCUCUGAUUGGUUAACACCAAUCCUCAGUUGGCAGGAUGAAUUGUACGGAUGUUAUAAAGGAGAAUUAGUAUUCGAGUCCGAAGUCAAACUUCGUCCUGGAGUAAAUAAUCGUCGGAAGCGAGAGGAGCGCCCCCUGGACCAUGGUUGCCUGUGUCACAGAACGACAGUUGCCCUGGCUGCGUUAGGUCAAUAUGUUCGGUACAUCUCAGAAUACAUCCAACUCUUGGAGACCAUGCCACAGUGAAACAACUUAAAUGGUGUCAACCCCACUGAACAUCAUUCAAAACUCCAUGAAUUGCGAAUUAACUGCAGAUGCUCAAAUUUUAUAAUUUUUGCAUGAUGAUAUUAAAAACUAUGAUACACUUAUA
Saccostrea echinata is the source of this 1234-nucleotide messenger RNA. RefSeq names its product UPF0764 protein C16orf89 homolog. Gene Ontology annotation, cellular component: cytosol; membrane. NCBI's taxonomy places the organism in Eukaryota, Metazoa, Mollusca, Bivalvia, Ostreida, Ostreidae. The transcript has 7 exons. The record is from RefSeq and is a predicted model, not a curated record. The coding region runs from base 31 to 1110 and encodes 359 amino acids.